Thalassophryne amazonica is the source of this 1898-nucleotide messenger RNA. Its product is annotated as neurofilament light polypeptide-like. The transcript is spliced from 4 exons. Gene Ontology annotation, biological process: neurofilament bundle assembly. Bases 64 to 1857 code for a protein of 597 amino acids. The record is from RefSeq and is a predicted model, not a curated record. NCBI's taxonomy places the organism in Eukaryota, Metazoa, Chordata, Actinopteri, Batrachoidiformes, Batrachoididae. Gene Ontology annotation, cellular component: intermediate filament; cytoplasm; axon. Gene Ontology annotation, molecular function: structural constituent of postsynaptic intermediate filament cytoskeleton.
AUUCACUGUGCAGUCAACUCAACUAUAUUCCUCCGUACACAGCACCUUGUCUUGUCAUAAGUCAUGAGUUCCGCUGGCUACGACCCCUAUCGUCCAUCUGCCUACAGGAGGAGAGUAGUUGUCCGCAGCACAGGAUAUGGAGCCAAUGGAGGACUAGGUUCCAGGGCUGCAUAUUCCAGCUACUCUGCCCCGGUAGCUUCAUAUGGCUCAUCACGCAGAGGUUAUCCAACACACAGCCGAGCCGCCUCCACCUACUCCUCCGUGUUUCUCUCUUCUCCACCACCUGCCGCUGAACUCCGCCUUGACCAAGCAGCUCAAGUCAGCAGCGAGUUCAAAGUAAUAAGAACCCAGGAGAAAGCCGAGCUGCAGGACCUGAACGAUCGCUUUGCGAGUUUCAUUGAGAGGGUCCACGAGUUGGAGCAGCAGAACAAGUUGCUGGAGACUGAACUCCUGCUGCUCAGGCACAGGCACUUGGAACCGUCCAACCUGCGGUCACUCUAUGAGCAUGAGAUCCGCCAUCUCCGUGCCGCUGUGGAAGAGGCCCGCAAUGAAAAGCAAGCUGCCCAAAACAACAACGAUGAGAUUGAGAAGGCUCUGAGGAACCUGCAGACACGUUAUGAGGAUGAAGUGCUUGCCAGAAAUGAUGUGGAUGGAAAACUAGUGGAUGCCAGGCACGAAGCAAAUGAGGCUCUACUGGGUCAAACUGAGCUCGAGAAGAGGGUGGAGACCCUGCUAGAGGAGCUGGGAUUCCUGAAACACCUAUGUGAGAGUGAGAUCGCCGAGCUGCAGGCUCAAGUACAGUACAGCGCAGAGGUGUCGGUAGAGAUGGAGGUCACCAAACCUGACCUCUCGGCUGCUCUCCGUGACAUCCGAGUGCAGUACGAAAACCUGGCGCAGCGCAACCUUCAAUCAGCUGAAGAGUGGUUCUGCAACAAGAUGAACGUGAUGACAGUCGGUGCGGCUCAGAACACAGAGACCGUCCGCGGCGCCAAAGAUGAAGCAGGAGAAUACCGUCGCCUGCUCAAAACCCGGACGCUGGAGAUUGACGCCUGCAAUGAGAUGAAUCAAGCUCUGGAAAACCAGUUACAAAAUGUGGAGGAGGAGCAAAGUGCGGAGAUCUCUGCACUGCAGGAUACAAUAAGUCAACUGGAGGACGAAUUGAGGGCAAACAAGAACGACAUGGCUCGCUACUUGAAAGAUUACCAGGAUCUGUUGAACGUGAAGAUGGCUCUGGAUAUUGAAAUAGCCGCCUACAGGAAGCUGCUUGAAGGAGAAGAAAACCGUUUGAAUGUGGCGGGUCCAGGUCUGGUUGGUGCCUACUCCCCAGCUCAGUACAGUCAUGGAAGAACGCAGGUCUCCAUGCAGCCCCAGUUCAGCUCUGCGCCGGCGUAUUUACUGAGCUCACGAUUGUACAGCUCGACACUCUCUGCAGAAGAGACAAUAUCUGCCAGCCAAGCCCAGCAGGAGGAGGCCAGUCCUCCUCACGAAGAAGAGGAAGGAGAGGUGGAAGAGGAAGACCACGAGGAAGUGGAAGAGGAGCAGGGGGACGAAAAGGAGGAAGGUGAAGAUAAAGGAGGAGAAGAAGAGGAAGAGGUGGAGGAGGAGGAGGAAGAGAAAGCAGAAGAGGGUAAAGAGGAAGAAGGGGAGAAAGCUGAUGGAGAUGAGGAAGAGGCAGGUGGUGAGGCAGAGGAUGAAGAAGGAGGAGAAGGGAGUCAACCUCAAGAGGAUGAGGAGGCUGGUGACGAUGAGGAGCAUGGUGAUGCAGGAGGUGAUGAGGAGCAGGAAGAAGAUGCUGAAAAAGAAGCCGUGACAGAUCCCGAUGAGAAAAUCCCAAAAACAACAGAUAAAAAUGUUUAAAUGUAUGUGCUUCAAUAAAUGUAACCACUGGCAUUUUAGCU